Messenger RNA from Tuber melanosporum (Perigord truffle), 1955 nucleotides. RefSeq lists its product as uncharacterized. The coding region runs from base 137 to 1495 and encodes 452 amino acids. Lineage: Eukaryota; Fungi; Ascomycota; Pezizomycetes; Pezizales; Tuberaceae. Gene Ontology annotation, biological process: transsulfuration. Gene Ontology annotation, molecular function: pyridoxal phosphate binding; transferase activity, transferring alkyl or aryl (other than methyl) groups. The transcript has 7 exons. The record is from RefSeq and is a predicted model, not a curated record.
CCCAUCUCUCUUCCGUCCUUCACUCCUCAGUCUGCCCCACCACAAGUUUCUUUGAUAUCGCUUUAUUCAAUUCAACCCCAGAUACUGUACUGCUAAAGAGACCCUCCACAUAUACACCGCAAUCACAAGUAAAACAAUGUCACGCUUUGAGACACUCUGCUUGCAUGCUGGCCAAGAGCCUGAUUCUGCCACCAACGCCCGUGCGGUGCCCAUCUAUGCCUCUACCUCUUUCGUCUUCAAUGAUUCCGCUCAUGGUGCACGUCUUUUCGGGCUCAAGGAGUUUGGCAACAUCUACAGCCGUAUCAUGAACCCUACUGUCGACGUCUUUGAGAAGCGUAUUGCGGCACUUGAGGGGGGUGUAGCUGCUGUUGCUGCUAGCUCCGGCCAAUCUGCUCAAUUCAUGGCCAUUGCGGCGCUGGCGCAUGCCGGCGACAACAUUGUCUCAACCUCCUACCUCUACGGAGGAACGUACAACCAAUUCAAGGUCUUCCUCCCUCGCUUGGGUAUUCACACCAAAUUCGUGAACGGGGACAAGCCUGAGGAUAUUGUCGCUGCGAUCGACGACAAGACCAAGGCAGUGUACAUUGAAAGUAUUGGAAACCCGAGGUAUAAUGUCCCGGACUUUGAGGCCAUUGCCAAGGUUGCCCACGAUAAAGGAGUUCCGUUGGUCGUUGAUAACACAUUCGGAGCUGGAGGUUACUUGGUCAGACCCAUCGAACACGGUGCUGAUAUCAUUGUGAACUCGGCAACAAAAUGGAUCGGCGGCCACGGAACGACAAUCGCAGGAGUGGUCGUCGAUAGUGGUAAAUUUGACUGGGGAAAGAAUGCCGCACGAUUCCCCCAAUUCGUCGAUCCGUCAGAAGGUUACCACGGACUGAAGUUCUGGGAAACCUUUGGACCAAUUAGCUUCGCCAUCCGUGUCCGUGUUGAAAUUCUCCGUGACCUCGGUUCCUGCUUGAACCCGUUCGGUGCGUUCCAGUUGAUCCAGGGUCUCGAGACCCUGAGUCUGCGUGUUGAGCGCCAUGUUAGCAACACGCUUGCGCUCGCGCGCUGGCUGGAGAAGCACGAGAGGGUCGCGUGGGUCUCUUACCCGGGACUCGAAUCCCAUCCAUCACACGAGAUGGCUAAGAAGUACCUCAAGCGCGGGUUCGGCGGAGUGCUAUCUUUCGGCUUGAAGGGUGGAGAAGAUCGAAUCGUAUCCAUGGUGGACAGCCUGAAGCUAGCUUCCAAUCUAGCUAACGUUGGUGACGCAAAGACCCUAGUCAUUCACCCCGCAUCAACUACCCACGAACAGCUCACCGAUGAAGAACAACUCAAAAGUGGAGUCACAAAGGACCUCAUCCGAGUUUCCGUAGGUAUCGAGCACAUCGAUGACAUCGUCGAAGAUUUUAUUCAAGCCUUUGAGAAGAGCUUUGCAAAAUCUAACGGUGCAAGCACCGCGAACGGAAACGUUGCGGGAAGCGCGGCGGAGGGCAUUGCAAAGCUGGGAGUCUAGGCCUUAUUAUUCUUAAUAGUUUUCCCACAACCUUUGUACGGACGAGAAGGUGGUUAGUGGACGUUUGUGUUUUUCUCUUUCUCUUUUCUUUCUACUUUAAUCUUUUUAUUCCUCUCAGAAUUGAAUACCGAAUUCGUGCCGCGUUUCCCUCUUGUUUUCCCCGCACUUUCAACUUUAAAUGAUGUUCGUUUGCAAUGUUAUGAUUGGCUUCCGGUUUCGCGUACUCCAUUUUUUAUUCCCUAUUGAUACAUGUGCGGGUAUAAUCGCGUAACUUGUACCGUCCUGUCUCGUCGAGUCCAGUUCUGUUUGGGGCAGUCAGUGCGUGGUCCGAGAUAUCAAGCGAUCGAUGCAUGUACAGUACAGUACGAGUACUUAUCUAGGUUCUUAUAUGAUGCCUGCACAGUUCCCAUAAACGAGAGCACAGCCAACGAUCAAAUAAAUUUAUGCUAGGAAAAAUGGG